AUGUCAACGGGCGAAUCUAGUAUCGGCGAGCAGGCGCAACGGGACAUUUCCAAGAGUAAACAGACGGUGACGAACGUGGGUGGCACCUUUACGUGUUCUUUUUGUCCUUUGAAAGAACGCUACGAUUACAAAGGCACGAGACCGCCAUUCGCCCGGCAGUUGGUUUAUUCGGAAGAGUGUUACGUUAUGAAGGAUCCGUUCAGCUUGCCAAACAGGGGCGAAGUCUUAGUUCUAGGUGCCGAUUGCAGCGUGUGCGAACACGCUGUAUGCCUAGGAUGCAGCAUAUUUUACAAGAGACGCUUCUGUCCGAAGUGCGCGUCCAGUAAUAUACAAUAUUUACCUCUUCAGUUACAUAAUAAAAUCAAGAAUUUAUCAAGGCAAACAGAUCCGUAA
This is a messenger RNA of Vollenhovia emeryi, 393 nucleotides long. Its product is annotated as cysteine-rich DPF motif domain-containing protein 1-like. The transcript has a single exon. Bases 1 to 393 code for a protein of 130 amino acids. Lineage: Eukaryota; Metazoa; Arthropoda; Insecta; Hymenoptera; Formicidae. The record is from RefSeq and is a predicted model, not a curated record.